UCGGCCUGCUCCCCGGCCGGGGCCGAAAUCGACCUAGUGAGUCCCUCGCAGGCGAACCAGGCCACCACAGAUAGUAGGCGAGUGGUGUCCCAAGGUGCAACUCACCGCCACGCUGGCUCAGCGUGGCGGUGAGGAUGCACAGACGGUGGUAGUGGCGAGAGGUGUGUAUGGACACUGUUCACGCGGCAGUGAUGCAAAGCGGCAAACUGCACGUGGCAACCACCGUCGCGGAAAGCGUGGCCCACGAAGCUGGAGGAGUAGAGAGAUUCGUAAACACCACGUCAGUAAGCACCGCUCGCGGGAGAAGGGAGACGACCGCGGGCACCGCGGGGAGGGAGUGCUGCACCCUCCUCGUCAAAACACCACAGGCAAGAACCGAGCUCUGCAGAGAUGGAUUGAGGCGAGGAAACUCGCCUCUCGGAAAUACGGAAGAAAGCACACCCGCAACGCGAGGUGGACCGAGAGAGACACGAGACCGCAGCGGCCGUCAAGGCAACUGCGAAGAAGAAGGCACGAGAGGGCGACCUAUCGUUCGGCACGUUCAACGACUUCAGGAGACCCGACGGGAGGGGCAAGGUUCAAUUGCACACGACGGGCAGGAGGCGGAAGCGUCCGCAAAGCGCCAGCGCGCGAGGGAAGCAGAAGCAGAAAGUACGGCCAUCUCAGGACCGAAGAGAAAGAGAGCCGGGGAAGCGGCGGUGGGAGGGAAGAAACGG
This is a messenger RNA of Ectocarpus sp. CCAP 1310/34, 716 nucleotides long. Lineage: Eukaryota; Phaeophyceae; Ectocarpales; Ectocarpaceae. The record is from the annotation of a GenBank genome assembly.